Messenger RNA from Saprolegnia parasitica CBS 223.65, 1149 nucleotides. RefSeq lists its product as hypothetical. The record is from RefSeq and is a predicted model, not a curated record. NCBI's taxonomy places the organism in Eukaryota, Oomycota, Saprolegniomycetes, Saprolegniales, Saprolegniaceae. The transcript has a single exon. The coding region runs from base 106 to 1101 and encodes 331 amino acids.
GGCGAAAGCCACGGGUCGCCGACGCACCUCGACCUCGUGUCGCCGUCGGAUGCGAAGCGAGCACGGCAAGACCACCUCGACGUACCGACGUCGAGCGCUGCCAAGAUGAACCCGAGCAUGGAGAGCGUCCUGAGCUGGACGGGCUCGGUGGUUCAGGGGCUCCAGCACCUCGAGUGGCAACCUAUUGGGUUUGAGACCAAACCGGACGGCUCCAUGGACCGCGACCGGCCCAUUUACCGGUGCCCGGCGUGCUGGCGCUACAAGGACACGCUCACAUUUGACACGCAGCAGCACGACGCCAAGUGCCUCAUCGCCAACCUCCUCUUGACGUACGCGACCGAGACGGUCCACCACUACGACGCGCUGCUCAAGCUGACCGACAAGCUCCAAGAGCGAAGCGGCAACAAGGGCUUUGUGGCACCGAGUACGACCAGCGGCACCGCCAAGAGCAACGGCAGUAGCAACAACGCCAACAGCAACAACAACAACAACACCAAUAGCAACAAUAACGGUCCGACGCCGCAGAGCAUGCCCAUGUAUGGCAAGCCACCGACCGGGAUGGCGUCGUCGGCCGCGGCGACGGGGCCGCCGCAGCUGCAGCGAGGCAUCACCGACAUGGUCAACUCGCUCGACGUGCCACCCAACCUCUUCCGUGGCAACUCGUCGAGCCUCGCGGAGUUUUCCGAGCUCCUCGACGACUCGAAUGGCAACAGCUUUAUGGCGCCGACGUCGUCGGAAGUGAGUUUGGCCAUCGAAGUGCAAGUGUACUGCGUCAUUGCGCGCAUGUCGGCGCUCAGCAACAACGCGUACGCGGGCUUCCCGGCCUUUGACAUGGGCCUACACCUCCUCGGGUUCUACCAAGAGUCGCAAGACACGUCGACGACGCAGAUUGUGUUUUGCCCGAUCAAUGACGUGCAUGGCAUCUCGACGUACGAGGUGCAGCGGUUCCAGAUGAUGGUGCGGCAAGAACUCAAGGAAGAGAGCAAGGCGGUGUUUCGACUCGACCGGUUCUCGAACGACCUCAACAAACUCAAGGAAAACGUCAUGUUUUUCUACUGGGAAACCAACAAGGAGCGCCAAGUGCCCCAGUGGGUCAUGUAGAAGGUAGAAAGAGUAGGAACACAAGAAUGGCAUACACGUUGCAAGAGA